Messenger RNA from Didymodactylos carnosus, 396 nucleotides. NCBI's taxonomy places the organism in Eukaryota, Metazoa, Rotifera, Eurotatoria, Philodinida, Philodinidae. The record is from the annotation of a GenBank genome assembly.
AUGUCAGACUCGAAGAAUUUAGCCAAAACUGGUUGGAAGAUUUUAGCUUUUGGUCGCGGUCAACACCUUGCUGAUAAAGCCAAAGUCUAUUUAGACUCACUCGGUUAUCAAACCACAGUAUUGAGUCUCGCCGAUGAUCCCGAGUCGGAUCAGAAGCUUAUUGAUGCACUGAAAAAAGACCAGUUCGACGCAGUUUCGGUUGGAGGAGGAAUCAACGGCUAUGAUAAAAGUUAUAAUCCUGACUUCAACCAACUCAUGUGGUUUAAUCGAUUAGUAAAUAUAAUCCACGAAAAUUCGCCAAAAUCAACAAAACUUAUUUUUGUCACAAGCCCAGAUGAUAUUGAUGCCGGCGUUAGACGCAUACUUGGGGAGAAAAACGCACUAAGUACCAAUUAA